Messenger RNA from Chlorella variabilis, 888 nucleotides. RefSeq lists its product as hypothetical. Gene Ontology annotation, molecular function: DNA binding; protein binding; catalytic activity. The record is from RefSeq and is a predicted model, not a curated record. The transcript is spliced from 4 exons. Bases 1 to 888 code for a protein of 295 amino acids. Gene Ontology annotation, cellular component: nucleus. Lineage: Eukaryota; Viridiplantae; Chlorophyta; Trebouxiophyceae; Chlorellales; Chlorellaceae. Gene Ontology annotation, biological process: DNA repair.
AUGCCUGCAGACCUGCUCGCCCUGGACCGCGACUCCCUGUUGCGGGUUCUCGCCCUAUGCUCGGUCCAAGACGUGCUGGCGCUGGCCUGCUGCAACAAGGAACUGAGCCAGCUCCUCAAGGAUGAUGAUUUGUGGCAGAUGCUGGCAGAGCAGAAGUGGGGACACCACGUGAGGAGCCUGGCGCAGGUGGCGCCGGGCGGCUGGGCGGCAUGGACGCGCCACCGCCUGGCGGCCAGCAGCCAGCCGGUCUCUCCCCUCAACCUCGUGCAGGAGCAGUACCAGGCCUGCCCCUUCCAGCACAUUGCCGCCUGCCUGCUGUGCACGCGCACCACGGGCGGCACCGCGGUGCGCCACGCCAUCCGCCGCUUCCUGGACCACUGGCCCACCCCCUCGGCGGUGAUUGAUGCCAGCGACGACAGCAUGCUGGAGGUGCUGCAGCCGCUGGGCCUGCAGGCGGUGAGGCUGCAGGCGGUGUGGGGACUGGCCCACGACUUCCUGGCAGCCGACUGGCAGUCGCCGUCUGACUUCAAGCACUGCGGCCCCUUUGUAGCCGACUCGUGGCGCAUCUUCUGCCGCGGCGGCGGCAGCCUGGCGGGCGUGGGCGACAAGAACCUGCAGAGGUACCUGCGCUGGCGGCUGCACGGCAAGGUGGAGGAGGCUGGGAAGCGGGAGAGGGCGGCGGGCAGCCGCAAGCGCCGGGCCUCGCCGCCCGCAGAGGCGGGCACGCUGCGGAGCGGGCGACGCAGGAACGGCACGGCGGGCGGCAGCGGUGGGGGGGGAGCGCAGGCCUCGCCGCCAGGGCAGCGCCGCAUGACCCGGGCAGCGGGGCCCAGUGGCACCGGCGCUGCCACCUCUGCUCCCAAGGCAGCCAGGGGUCGGAGGAGCUGA